Molecule: messenger RNA, 2556 nt
Organism: Lingula anatina
Lineage: Eukaryota; Metazoa; Brachiopoda; Lingulata; Lingulida; Lingulidae
Product: acetylcholine receptor subunit alpha-like 1
Biological process (GO): monoatomic ion transmembrane transport
Cellular component (GO): postsynaptic membrane
Molecular function (GO): acetylcholine-gated monoatomic cation-selective channel activity; transmembrane signaling receptor activity
Source: RefSeq, a predicted model, not a curated record
AGAAGGGUCUGUUUCAUUGCAUGUUACCUGAAUGCUCCCUUUAAGUAGACAACAGGACGGUAAUCAGCAAAAAUGUCGUAUAGGCCGUUCUCACUCCUGUUUAUCAUACUGUUUUCCAUUCAGUAUUCAGGCAUUACCACCACAUCAGACGCCAGACGACUCUAUGAUGACUUGUUUAACAAAGAACGCUAUAAUAAAAUUGUGCGACCUGUCGACGGAUCAAACGAAUCACUUCAGGUCAUGUUGGGUUUGAGUUUGAUUCAGUUAUUAGAUGUGGACGAAAAGAACCAGAUAAUUACAGUCAACGUUUUAGUCAACCAUAUCUGGAGAGAUGCCCACCUUGUCUGGGACCCCAAGAAAUAUGGCGGAAUACGUGAACUUCCCAUUCCUGUGACAGAUAUCUGGAAGCCAGACAUUGUCCUCUACAACAACGCUGACGGCAAUUACCAAAUAACUAUUAUGACCAAAGCCACAAUGGACUGCAACGGGACUAUUAAGUGGACGCCGCCAGCAAUUUACAAGAGCUACUGUCCAAUCAACGUGGAAUUCUUCCCAUUUGACGAACAGAACUGUCACCUCAAGUUCGGUUCCUGGACGUUUGAUGGUGACAAAGUUAACCUGUUACACAUGCAGUAUCCGGGCACCGCGGAUGACGUCAUACUGGACGGUGCCAUAGAUCUUAGUCUCUAUUCAAGGAGUGUUGAAUGGGAGCUUAUGGAUGUGCCCGCCAUGAGGAAGACAAAGUUCUACCCGUGCUGUGAAGAGCCCUAUCCUACAAUUACAUACAAUGUGACCAUACGCAGAAAGACGCUUUUCUAUGCAGUCAAUCUCAUCAUACCCUGUGUAUCAAUUUCUUUUUUGACAGUUCUCACUUUCUACCUGCCAUCACAUAGUGGGGAGAAGAUCACGUUGUGCAUUUCUAUAUUGCUAUCUCUGACAGUGUUUCUCUUACUUUUGGCCGAUCUUGUCCCACCAACAUCAUUAGUUAUUCCACUGAUUGGCAAAUACUUGUUAUUCACAAUGAUUCUUGUAUCACUGUCAAUUAUAGCAACUGUUAUAGUGCUUAACAUUCACUUUCGUGGGCCCUCCACACACAAAAUGUCUCCAUGGGCCAAAAAAGUUUUCCUCCAGAUAUUGCCAAAGAUCCUUUUGAUGCGGCGUCCAAAAUCGGCCGUCCAGAUAAAACAGGGCAAGGAAAAAGAUAAGUCACAUGACAAUCUGACUUCUCAGUAUGGCACUUUGGGGCGAACCAUGUCUGGGAGCGACCCGUUGAAACACAAGUGGGACGAGGAAGAGGAGGAGAGAUAUCCACGAGCAAUUGAACGGGCACUGAAGUCCGUGCACUUCAUUGCGGACCACAUGAAGACCAGUGACAAAGAUUCAAAUAUAAAGGAUGAUUGGAAAUACGUUGCGAUGGUCCUAGACCGGUUGUUUCUGUGGAUCUUCACCUUGGCUUGCGUGGCUGGCAGCAUUGGCAUCAUACUACAAGCGCCAACUCUGUACGACGGAAGGACACCAAUUUCACUGCCGCCAUCCGAAGUGUAACGUUGACUGGCGUAUUUGUAUUUCAUGUAGAAACACGUCCUUACAAUAAGACUUCUACUCGUGAAAACUAAAAGACCAAAAUUAGACUGAAAGUUUGCAUGUUAUUCUCAAAUAGCAAAUAAGGAACAAUGUACCCUCUCCUACAGUGCUUAAACUUAAUAGCAGUGAGCUUCUUUUCAACCGAUUUCAUACUUCCCGUUGUUGCAAGAGACAAGGUCAAUAAAGAUGUAAUUUAGGCAUGGGUAUAUACAGCAUGUAUGUUACAAAUAUAUUUACUUUAGAGAUAUAUGCAUCCAGUUAGACAUACACAUAAGCAUCGUCUUUUUAUCUAAAUCCCAACGUUGUAUAUAUUGUUAAUUUUAAGUUUCACCUUUGAUAAGACAACGAUAUUUUCAUGAUAUCAGCUGUAAGCUUUUUCAAUGAAAUAAAAAAGGUUUUUACCCCAGUUGUUUUGCAACAUUUGCAACAGCGCUUUUGUAAGGUCUCUGUACCUGCAAAUCAAAUCGUUAAUCGUGUAAAAUGCUGUAGAAAUGUUACCAGAUAGCAUUAAACAACAGUGCUCGCCUUUUCACCAAAUACAUUGUACAAAUAGUGCGUGAAAAUAGAUUUGUGGAAAUAUUUGCUGAUGUAGGCGGGAUAAGUCAUAUGGGUUCUUGACAGUCGUGGUCUCUUCAGUUAUAAUCUCCAUAUUCUGUGACGUUCACAUUGUUGUUUCGUCUUGCUGGAUUAGCAAACGAACUGGGUAGUUGGUAAUAAUAUUGGUGUGGGUAGUGUUCUUUUGAUUGCAUUUCUAAACCAGAAACUUGCCAGGAAUGUUCGGGACUGGUGGCCAUUUUCGGUACGUGCAUUAACAAUGACAGAGAUGGGGAUGGUCGCGCGACGCUUGCGUUCUGGUUUGGUAGUCUGCUCUGUGUGACAGAUGUCUUGGUUCUGCGGACGGCACUGCGACGAGAGUGCAAAUCAACUGAACAAACUCGCACACCGUGCACACGGAAACUCCAAUGUAAAACC